GUAUAUACUAUCGACUAAUAAAAAUUUAUCUUUAUUUUAAUUUUUUACUAAUAUAUACAUAAAACACUGUCAUGCAAAAUAUUUAAAAUAUGAAAUAUUUUCAUUGUACGUAUGCACACUUUGUGCACGUAUUGAAUCAGUGCGACUGUCACGUAAUAAAACGUCAGAAUAAUGUGUACUAUACGUGUAGUAAGUGUAGAUUAUAUAUAUACAUCAUGCUUAAAAAAUAAAUUUUCUUUAGAAUGAACGAUAAUUACGAACAAUUGACUGUCAAAGAUGUAACUAGUUAUGUUGCAUCCUUAACAAUAAUAUUUGGUGGUAUCAUACCAUAUAUACCACAGUAUAGAGAAAUCAAAAGAAAAAGAGAUGCAGAAGGAUUUUCUUUAUACGUUUGUUUGACAUUAUUGAUUGCAAACACUCUUCGCAUUUUAUUUUGGUUUGGUAAGCAUUAUGAAACACCUCUUUUAAUUCAAAGUAUUAUAAUGAUCAUUACAAUGUUUACUAUGAUCAAACUUUCUGUCAAUGUACAUAAUAGAAGUCAAAUAAUUAAGAUAAAAGAACGAGUAUUUACAGAUUUGGAAACAAAGUUUUUUUGGAAAUGGACAGAUUUCCAAUCUUACUUGGAUUUUAUGCUGCUGUUUGCUAUCAUAGGUGGAAUAUUAAUGUAUUGGUUUAUAGAUAUACCCAUAUUUGUAGAAACUGUAGGUUUCCUUGCAGUAUUAAUAGAGGCAAUGCUUGGAAUACCACAAUUUUUACGUAAUUUUUAUAAUAAAUCUACAAGUGGAAUGAGUAUAACAAUGGUUAGCAUGUGGACAUUAGGAGAUCUCUUUAAGACUUUUUAUUUUGUAUUACGAGAAGCUCCAAUUCAAUUUGAGGUAUGUGGUGCUCUUCAAAUUAUAAUAGAUAUUGCAAUACUGACACAAGUAUAUAUUUAUCAAAAGAAUACAUCAAUGCAUCCUCAAGUUAUUACACGAGCUGAUUAGUUAAUUAGAAAUAUAUUAUUAAUUAUGUUGAUUUUUAAAAACAAUUUACCAUAAUGAAACAAACUAUUUUUGUAAGUUUCUAUCAAAUUAUCUUGUAUAAACACAUUCUGUAAAUAUGAAAAUUAAUAUUACAAGGUCCAAAAAACAUAGUUGUGUGUGAACUUUUGACAAUCAUUUUAAUAUUGACUUAUUUAAUAGUAUUAUGUACUCAUUAAUCUUUUUGAAUAACAAAUUUGUAUAAAUUUA
Messenger RNA from Vespula pensylvanica (western yellowjacket), 1229 nucleotides. Its product is annotated as solute carrier family 66 member 2. The coding region runs from base 243 to 983 and encodes 246 amino acids. Gene Ontology annotation, cellular component: trans-Golgi network; endosome. Gene Ontology annotation, biological process: retrograde transport, endosome to Golgi; phospholipid translocation. NCBI's taxonomy places the organism in Eukaryota, Metazoa, Arthropoda, Insecta, Hymenoptera, Vespidae. The record is from RefSeq and is a predicted model, not a curated record. The transcript has 4 exons.